AUGUGGUUUGGAGAGAGUAAGUCCUGUUGGUCGGGGGAGAGUUAUAUCUGGAGAAUAAGACAAGGUGGUCCAGAGAGAAUAAGACCUGGUGGUCUGGAGAGAAUAAGACAAGGUGGUCCUGAGAGAAUAAGACAAGGUGGUCCUGAGAGAAUAAGACCUGGUGGCCCGGAGAGAAUAAGACGUGGAGCUCCGGAGAGAAUAAGACGUGGUGGUCCUGAGAGAAUAAGACGUGGUGGUCCGGAGAGAAUAAGAUCAGGUGGUCCGGAGAGAAUAAGACCUGGUGGCCCGGAGAGAAUAAGACGUGGAGCUCCGGAGAGAGUAAGAUCAGGUGGUCCGGAGAGAAUAAGACGUGGAGCUCCGGAAAGAGUAAGAUCAGGUGGUUCGGAGACAUGGCGACUGGUGUUUAAAGUACAUCGUAAUGACUACAUGUCGGGGUACGAGAGUGCUGCAGACUUCCUGACCACGCCUGGCGGAUCAUCAGAGACUUCAGUGUCUGUGAUGACAGACCUGUAUUCUACCGGUACACGGUAUAGAUCUACCAUCCUGGACAACUGGGGAACCACUAGGACAAUAUCGGCAGUACGCCUAGCGGUAUGGGAUAAUGAUGUGGAGAAAGCCUACUUCACGUUUAGUACUAUGGGGAAGACGUUGUCCAAUUGGAUGGACUAUUCUAAGAGUAAUGCGGAUGCUGUCACACUGUCCGUUAUGGAGUGGUAUAUGGUAUUUAAGGGGAUAGAGGGUGUCACUCCCAGUGCCGGCUCCCUUCAGAGUUCCUGGGAGGGGGAUACUGUCGAGAAUGAUGCCGUGAGUGCCGCACAAACCCUGACUACCUCCCCUAGUAGCCACUAUAAGGACGGCCUGGCUGAGAUAUGGACGGAGGAUUUCACUCUCGUUGAACAAGUGAAGUACGCGUUCUUCAAUGACGGGGAAGAGAAGGCCUAUGUUGUUUUCAAAGCUAUGGAUUCUACAAAAACGUCAUUCUUUUCAGCAGCGAAUAUCAUCGCUAGCAAGUACACAGAUUUAUCGACAUCGUCCCCUCUCUACUGCAGUAUUGCUGGAGACACCAUUCGACAUUUUACGGUGACGGACGCACACGGUAUUGGAUGUACGUCGGACUACCAUUGGAUGUUGGUAAUGGACGCUGGAGUAACCAAUAAGCCAUGUGGAUUUGACCAGGACGUCACAACUAGACCAUACUUCUUAUACAGCAGCGGCACAACCAGUGUGAAUCCGGACUCUGGAGAAUCGACCUGGAACAGUGCUGGAUUUCCUUCUGCUAAUGUGAUGGGCUUGUUCGUGAAAGGCUGGUUUCCAGUAAUGAAGGUGGCUUAUGGGCAGUCUACCUCACCCGCCAGUAGUAUAUAUUACCUGUGGAUAUCAUCAUCUAGCUCUUACAACAUCAAUGAAUUCGACUCCAGUGCGUAUUCGUUCAGUUCCGGGACCCCGAGCUAUCGGUCAAGAAUCGUUGAGAACUGGACUAGCUACUAUAUAAGUGCGGUAAGGAUAUCCUUGAUCAAGAGUGGAGCCGAAGUCGCUUUUUUUGUAUUUGAUGCUCAUGCAUCAUCUCGAACAGACUGGUUGUCUUGUUCUGACAGACUGCUAUACAGUAGCUAUAGCGACCUUAACCGCGGUAACACCUUUGAGUAUUGUUCCGUAAGUGGAGACUCAUCUAACUAUCGAAGAUUUUUCAUACACUCCUCGUACGGCGGAUGUGACGUGGACAAUGGCUGGAUGGUUGUAGCCGAGAGUAGUGGUUCGUGUACCUGGGAGUCGACAUACACCAGUCCCUAUGCCUUAUACAGUGAUACUGGUAGUACGAAAGAAGUGAAUUCUGGUACGCAUGAUUAG
Molecule: messenger RNA, 1848 nt
Organism: Pecten maximus
Lineage: Eukaryota; Metazoa; Mollusca; Bivalvia; Pectinida; Pectinidae
Exons: 11
Coding region: 1-1848 (615 amino acids)
Source: RefSeq, a predicted model, not a curated record